AGGGACUCAGAGUGAGAGAGAGGGAGAGAGAAAAAAGGUUCUUCCCUGCACCCCCCCCCCACCUUCUCGCAAUAACACAACAGCAAAUUGUCAGAGGCGAUGGAUUCCAGGACCAAGCGACCCAGAAAUACAAUAAUGUCAACGUUUGCAAAAACGAUCAAAGUUCGCAGGAGGAAAGAGCUGUUCCUGUAUCAGGUCGGCGUUUCUUGCAGCAUCCUCUUCCUGGCGUGGUGCUUGUGCAGCCUGUUAUCCAGACUCGAGUACGGGAUGGCCACUGGAAACCAAGCCACACUGGAUCGAAAGUGGUGGAACAGGAAGUUAAUGGUGGCGGUGACAGCGAACGAUACUCAAGCGAAGAACUGCACUGAUCCAGCUAUCCGUGAAUUUCCAAGUGAUCUUUUUACCAAUAAGGAGAGACAACAAGGAGGAGUAUUACUUCAUAUAGCAGGAGCUGUCUAUAUGUUUUAUGCACUGGCAAUAGUUUGUGAUGAUUUCUUCGUUCCCGCCUUAGAAAAAAUAUGUGAGAGAUUACAUUUGAGUGAAGAUGUAGCAGGUGCCACAUUCAUGGCAGCUGGAAGCUCAGCGCCCGAACUGUUUGCUUCUGUUAUUGGUGUCUUUAUCACCCAUGGAGAUGUCGGCAUUGGAACUAUUGUUGGUUCAGCAGUAUUUAACAUACUCUGUAUCAUUGGCGUCUGUGGGAUAUUUGGAGGGCAGAUCGUAUACCUGACACAGUGGUCGGUGUUUAGGGAUUCAUUAUACUACACCAUAUCAGUGAUCCUACUUAUUGUGUUUAUCUAUGAUGAGAAAAUUGAAUGGUGGGAAGGCCUUCUCCUGAUUAUAAUGUACGCAGGCUAUAUACUUGUGAUGAAGUUCAAUACCAAGAUACAGGAUUGUUUCGUGAGCAAGCUAACAAAGAAUGUUUCAAAUGGCAAUGUGAUCGGCAAUGAACUGGAGGAUGGUAAUGUUGCCUAUCCUAAUGUUUGUGAUGACCCAUUACUCCCAUUGUUAACUCAAGUUCAAUCUACCAAUGGUGUGGACAAGGAAGUCUGUGCAGCUGAGAAAUGUGACAACAUCGAAAAUGGAAACAUUCCUCUGGAUAAAACUACAAAAGAAGGCAGACCCGAGAAUGAAAAUGAACCUGAGUUCACAUCACCAUUCUCUCCACCAGGGGGAUGCUUGAAUAAGAUGAAAUGGUUGAGUUCAUGGCCAGUACUGUUCGUGCUGUUCUUCACAGUCCCUAACUGUGCGAAGCCUCGCUGGGAGAAUUUCUUCAUGCUAACCUUUUUCAUGUCCACCAUCUGGAUUGCAGUCUUUUCUUAUUUAAUGGUGUGGAUGGUAACUGUAACAGGGUAUACACUUGGGAUCCCGGAUAUUAUCAUGGGACUAACAUUUCUGGCAGCAGGAACAAGUGUUCCAGAUUGUAUGGCUAGUUUAAUCGUGGCCAGGCAAGGGAUGGGUGAUAUGGCAGUGUCGAAUACAGUAGGAAGCAAUGUCUUUGACAUUCUUGUAGGCCUAGGUCUCCCAUGGGGUCUUCAGACAAUAGUUAUUAACACUGGCUCUGUUGUGCACAUCAAUAGCAGAGGUCUUGUUUAUUCUGUUAUACUUCUUUUAGGAUCCGUAGCACUCACAGUGGCUGGUAUCCAUGUGAAUGGAUGGAAACUGGAUAAAAAGCUUGGUAUUUAUGUGCUCGUCCUCUACGCUAUCUUCUUAUGUUUCUCAAUAAUGAUCGAAUUCAAUGUGUUUACCUUUGUCAACCUGCCAAUGUGCCAAGACAGCAUUUAAGCAGAUUGGACAGCAACUGGAGAUCAUCGGACAGAAUUUUUUCUCUGGCUGUUCUUGCACUUCCUUCUUUCAUGCAUAAAGAAUGGUUUGUGACUGUUUUGGAAGUUUAAUGAGCUUUUACCCCACAGAGCCAAAGCUAACAUUUGGAACAAAAAAAGCCUGCUGACUGUUUGGUGUGUAUUGAAGUCCAAUAAGGAGUUCUGGCUCCCUCGUGUGGAGCUUUUAAGAAGUACACCUGUAAAUUAUUGACGUCUGCAACAUCCGGAGGAGAGCUUCAUCUGGAUUUCCUGUUCGUUUUAUAGCCUCCUGCUUGUGCACCCAAGCACAAAGUUAUAAUGUAUUUAUUAAACAGCAAGAGUGCUACAAAUCACUUUAUUUUUCAAGAGACUUCACCACAUGUGUUUUGUGUGGGAACGAAUAUAGUAGGCAGACCUUUCUGACCUAAUUUUUAAUAGGCCACAAUCUGUGUGGAAGAUUGUCUGUGUUCGGUAAUUUAAAGAGUAUAUAUUGGAAUUGUAUGGACUUGAACAAGAUUAUUUGUAUAUUUGGUGAUAGUAAUUCAAUAAUGAAGGAAAAUGCUAAUGCUAUUGUACAUUUUAAUAACAAAGUAUAUAUCCUGAUUUUAAGUUUAAAUUUUGAUUCGUAUGUAUUUUGAUAUUAUGUUAUAUAUACAUAUACAUAUAUAGAGAGAGCAUACUAAAGACAGAGUUUCUUUUAUCAAAAGAAGAACUUUGUGUACACAUUUUUAAACAUUUAAUUCAUUUGUUCCAGUUAUGAUGGACAUGGAUGAAUUUAUUCUUGGACUGAAUUGUAAAGUGCAAUAUAGUUCCAACAUCAAUUUUAUGAUAUUUUGGCAAUAUAAAUAGUAUGUUACUCUCACUGCCAUACAUAACAAGAAUCUGAAUAGAACUGUUUGAUAUUUUUAACAUGUCUUUCAUUACAGCCUUGGAAAGCUAAAGAAAAGGGAUGUUAACCCUUUAAUUUGUAUAUUUUCACAUUUAUUGGUUGCUUUUUGAAUGAAAGGCAAUGGGCAAAGAACAGAUGGCUCUUUCGUGCAAAUAAUAGCAACGGGGUUUAGUUAUAUGUUGUUUAGUAACAUCUUUGAAAACAUCUUUUAAAGGAAUUUCUUGUUUCUAUUAUUAACUUUGGGCAUAUAUUUACACUUUUUAAUGUAAGACUAGUAAUGGCUUUUUAAAAAAAAUCUCUGGCAAAUCUGCAUUUUGCUUUUAGUAAGCUUUGAACUAAAUAGCAAUCCUGGAAAAUGAUAAAUGAACAGACAUAUUUAAACGUAUGUAUAGACUUAAUUGUUCACUCCACAAAACUAUGUAUUACACAGAAAGGAAUAUCUGAAAAUAACUUCCCUGUCAGUGACUAACUUACUGCUGAGCUGCUUUGCAUGCUUCUUACAUGAGCAGGAGAUCUUCAAAACAAAAGCCCAGAUUUUCUUCCACAAAUCAGGAACAUUCCCGUUUCCAUAAAACAUUCUUAUUGAAAUGGAUGCCCAGACAAUGGAUUUUAGGUCUAUUGAGCAGGCUAUGUUAGAAGUGAGGCUGGGCAACCCUGGAGAGGGACUGGAAGCUGCCAGGUUCAGAGAUGGCUUGUGUAGAAGGCCUGAAUUUGUGCAAUGACACUCCUCAGCCCUCACACCCUCUCACUUCUUCAUUCAAAUAUGCACCAUGCUAACCCGUGCCACUUCAUGGCUUGUACUACCACCAUAGCACCCAUACCCUGCCUGCCAGCCUUUAUCCCUACAACCACCUCCAUUGCUCUUUACAACAUCCAUGAUAACUUGAUGCCAGCUCAUACUCCUCACUCACUAUGCUACAUCUAUUGUGUCAAUUCACCUGGUAUCCAGCAUGCUCAGAUCUCAGGAUUCAUCCAGAGAGGAGAUAAUAUUCUAAGAAUAUACUGCAGUCUUCACUAAAUUGAGAGAAACAUUCUCUUUUAUAAGAAUCCAUUCACAUUCUUUCAAUGCCAUAACAUCUUAUGGGGAUAAACAUUUUAGUCAUGAACUCAAUCCUGUAGAAGCAGUGGAAUUCAUUUAAAAUGUCGAUAUCUAUUUGCAGCUGUCAAUCACACCGUAAAGUGGCAGACACCCUCCUGUCAUGAUGGAUAGUUGUAAAAUCACUAAUGCAGCAAUUACUGGAAGUCCGCAGGCUGAUGUCAACAGACGUAAAUAACAAGCAAUGUUCUCUAAAGACUCUAAAUCAUUUUUCAAAGUUUAAAUGACAGGACUUUUAGUUGCCAUUAACAGCUUGAAAGCUUUCUUUGAAAGUUGAUCUUGACAGGUAUUGUCCCGUUGAUAGGCCGUGCCAACAUUUUAAGAGGUCUUUUUCACAGGCCCUCUUGCCACUUUUAACAUAUCGUCUUUACAGCUGAUUCAGAGAGUUUUAUGUAUCUUUGUGCACAUUCAUGCCUACAUUUAACCAUUCAAAACAGCACCUUACCUUCUCCAAAAGUUAUUGAACUUCCUCUAGGUGUCACCUUACCUCAAAAAAAGGACAUCUGCCCAUUCUAGGACAAUACCCUAAGCUACCCGACCUUUCCAAAAAGAUACCUGGGAUAGGGUGUGCAACUUAGCUCUGCACUGAGGGGAUUUCGUUUCGUACUCCGAAGACUGUAAACCUUUGGAAUUCUCUACCACAGGGGACUACAGAGGCUCUGUCUUUGAGUAUGUUUAAGAUAGAUAUUGGUAGAUUUAUGAUUAAUGGUGGUGUAUAGGAUUAUGGGGAAGGGUGAGUGAGGGUAUUGAAGCAUUUAAUUAGCCACAAUCAUAUUGAAUGGCAGAGUAGGUUCAAAGAGCUGAAUGGCAUACUUGUGUUCCUGUGUUCCCAUUCUGAGGAGUGCAUAGAGCUGAGAUCUGCUCUAAUCAGGCAUGGUUUGCAAAGGUUUUAUGCUCCUGAGCGAUGAAAGGCACACAGGAGUGGAAACAGCUGAUGAUUGACUUGGCCAGCUGCCUCUGUGCAUGUAUAAGUGCCAACUUGACUUUUUCCCCUCUCCUUGGAAAAGGGACGUGCCAUGUUUGGAGGGCAGGACUUGAAAUUUCUGAGUGCGUCCACCAUUUUCAACACAAUGGAGUGCCUGUCAUGGUGAAAAUACAGGGCAAAGUGUCACAUUUUGACCUACUGUGACCAGUUUGAAUCGAGCCUAUUGUCUACUGUUUGCAAAUGCACACACAUUCUUCCUUUAAAGGGAUUCCGGUGGGCAGGGUGGUGGGGAUGUUCCACACAUAAUCCAAUACUAUUUUAUUGUGAAUGCAACCUAGCAUUCACAUUUUUGACACUAUUUUGAUGGUAUCAUGGCAAUAAAAAGGCUGUGCUCAAAAACUGAAUGUUUGCACACUGAGCCGCCAAUCAAAACUUUUCAAUUUUUAGUUUUAUUGAGUCAGUCUCUAUGAGUCCUUCCUGUUUGAGAGCACAACGGGUUGUUGAACUGUAGUUACACCUACUGAGUUUCUUUACCAGCCCAGGGAUGGACAAACAAUGCACACAGUAUGAUACAGAGAAAACUGCACAGUUCCAGUGUUAUAAAUGAGCAUUUCACUGUGUACAGGUCCCAAAGGUUCUGUCUAAAAAGACAUCUUCAGAUGAUGCACAUAAUUCUUACCAACCUGCUAUUGUAAGCAAGUUGAAAAAUGCUGCAAUACAAUGUUAGCAUAAUUGGAUUAUCAUAGUCAUUGAAAUAGUUCCCAAUGAUUAAUGGAUAAAUGGGUUGCAUACUCUGGUAUGGACCCCAAUAAGCUAUAGAAGCCCCAGAUAAUUGAUUCUUAAGUUAUUGGUCAAUCUCAAAUGACGCAACCAAAUUACCAUUUCAUUCCUCAACUCUGAAGGAAUAAGUAAAUCAUUCCGGUUCCCCUGCUGAUUACUGUGCUGCAAUCUUUGUUAUAAGGUGUGUCAGUGUUUCCACCCAGCUCUGACAUUGUGUCAUGGUAAACUCUACAGUCUUGCUGCUUGAAGUCAGAUCAGACUAUGAUUCAGGGCCGGAGGACUUUUCACACUAAUGGUACUAUCCCCAGCAUGUGUUCAUGCCGUCAGGAAAGAAAAUUCCCCAUGAAACUAAUGUUGAGUUUUCCACUUGAUUGACUGAUUUAUUGUCACGUGUACUGGAGUACAGUGAAAAGCAUUGUUUAUGAGCAGCACAGGCAGUCCAUGGUAUGUAUGGGUGUACAGAUCAAAGCUUGUAAAAAACUGAGACAGAGGCAUACAGGUUACAUCGCACACAUGAUGCGGAGAUGAUGGCCUAGUAGUAUUAUCAUUGGACCCAGAUAAUGUUUUGGGGCCCUGGUUCGAAUCCUGACAGGGCAGAUGGUGGAAUUUGAAUUCAAUAGAUGCCUGGAAUUAAGAAUCUAAUGAUGACCAUGAAUCCAUUGCUGAUUGUCGGGAAAAACAACCCAUCUGGUUCACCAAUGUUCUUUAGGGAAGGAAACUGCCAUCCUUACCUGGUCUGGCCUAUAUGUGACUCUAGAUCCACAGAAAUGUGGUUGACCUUCAGCUGCUCUCUGGGCAAUUAGGUAUGCGCAAUAAAUGUUGCCUAACCAGCAACGCCCUCUUCUUGUGAAUGAAUACAAAAUAAAGAAAAAAAGGGUGUGUGCUAGAUGAGAUCAACGAUAGCAAGAUCAGUGUUAUUUGAGGCUAGAAAGUCCGUUCAACAGUCUGAUAACAGCUGGGGGAGAAGCUGUUUCUGAACCUGCUGUGGCAUGUAUUCAGGCUUCAGCAUCUUCUGCCUGAUGGAAGAGGUUGUAGGAGAUCAUUACCAGGGUGUGAUGGGUCUUUGAUGAUGUUGACAGCGUUUCUGCAGCAGCAAGCUAUGUAAAUGGAUUCCCUGGAUGGAAGGUUGGCUUUCAUGGUGGACUGGGCUGUGCACACAACCUUCUGCAGUUUCUUACAGUCCUGGGCAGAGCAGUUGUGAUACCAGGCCAUUAUACAACUGGACAGUAUGCUUUUCAUGGUACAAUUGUAGAAGUUGGUCAAGGACCUUAUGGACAUGCUAAAUUUCCUGAGCCACCUAAGGAUGAAGAGGCAUGGUUGUGCCUUCUUGACUGUCACAUCUAGGUCGGAAGUCCUGGACAGGUUGUCGGUUAUCAUCACUCUGAGGAACUUGAUGCUCUCCACCCACUCAACGUCAAUUCCAUUGAUGUAGGUUGGAGCGUGUUCUCCUCCUCUUUCUGAAGUUGACAAUCAGUUCUUUAGUUUUGCUGACGGUGUACUUCCAGCACAAGGUAAAAUCCUGUGAAUACUGGAAAUCUGAAGCAUGAACAGAAAAUGCUGGAAAAGUGCUCAUCAGAUCAGGCAGCAUCAACGGAGAAUGAAACAGAGUUAACAUUUUGGGUCUGUGGUCUUUCAUUAGAAUUGGAGACAGUUUGAAAUGGGCUAAUAAAUUCCUCUAAAUAAAAGCUGUUGCUGUAGAUGUAUGCAAGGCCCUUGCUAAGCCUGCAUUUGCAAUAUGCAGAACAUCAUUUGCUCUAGCCUUUCUUUUUCCAAAUUGUUGAUGACUCUAUCAGUGGUAUUACCUUGCCCUCAACUGAGAAAUUGAAUUGACUUUGCUUACGAUUUCCUCCCUUUGCCCACCUUCUCAUAAUCCAUCACCAACUCUUCUUUUCCAUAACAUAUGCUUCCGGUCUGCACGUCUGGGAAUGACCAUUGAGUACUAUUCAGUGGGCUGGACACUGCAAGGAUUUGAAGGCAGUGGGACGUAAUUAAGCCCAGUAAGUGGCCUGUCUACUGUCUGCCUGCUUAUGCCUACCACAUUGCAAAUAUAUUCGUGGCACGGGGCCAACUGCUUCCCAGGAAGGCAAAUGCGGCCCUGGAGUGGACAAUUGACUCCCACUUAACAGCCUUAUCCCCCUGCCCUUGGAAUUGAAGUGGCUGCGGAAAGGUCCAUCUCAAGUCCCCAGCCCAGCAGAUGUCCUUGCUCAGUAUUUUAGUGGGGUGGGAGUGUCAAUGAGAUGCAGAACCUUCCUUAUUGGGCCCCCUGAACUAAUCAGAAAUUCUCUCUUUCCCUUCUUUUUUCUCUCUAUUCAUUUGUGGGAUGUGGGCAGUGCUGGAUGGUCAGCAUUUCUUGCCCAUCCCUACUUGCCCUUGAGAAGGAGGUGGUGAGCUGCCUUCUUGAACAGCUGCAGUCCUCCUUCUGUGGGUUGAUCCACAAUGCCCUUAGGGAGGGAAUUCCAGGACUUUGACCCAGCGUCAGCCAAGGAACGGCAAAAUAUUUCCAAGUCAGAAUGGCGAGUGACUUGGAGGGGAACUUGGAGGUGGGGGUGUUCCCAUCUGUCUGCUGCCUUUGACUUCUAGAUGGAAGUGAUCAAGGGUUUGGAAAGUGCUGUCUAAGGAUCUUUGGUGAGCUUCUGCAGUGCAUGUUGUAGGUAAUACUACUGCUACUGAGCAUCAGUGGUGGAGUGAGUGUUGGUGGAUGUAAUGCCAAUCAAGUGGCUGCUUCAUCCUGGAUGGUGCCAAGCUUCUUAAGUGUUAUUGGGGCUGCACUCAUCCAGGCAAGUGGGGGAGUAUUCCGCCACACUCCUGAUUUGUGCCUUGUGGACAGGCUUUGAGGAGUCAUGAGGUGAAUUACUCACUGUUGUAUUCCCUUCUACGAUGUCUCUCCCCAGAACCACCCCCUUUCCCCUUUCACUACAACCAUGGCAGCACAGUGGCUCAGUUGUUAGCACUGCUGCCUCACAGGGCUAGGGUUCCGGGUUCAAUUCUACCCUCAGGUGGCUGUCAAUGCAGAGUUUACAUAUCCUCCCCAUGCCUGCAUGGGUUUCCUCCAGGUGCUCUGGUUUCCUCCCAUAGUCCAAUGAUGUGCAGGCGAGGUUGAUUUACCAUGCUAAAUUGCCCAAAGUAUCAAGGAUGUGCAGGCGAGGUAGAUUAGCCAUAGUAAAUGCAGGGUUUUGGGAUAGGGGAUGGGUCGGAUUUGGGUGGGAUGCUCAUCUGGGUCAGUGUGGACACAGUGGGCUGAAUGGCUUGCUUCCACAGUGUAGGGAUUCUUUUGUCUCUAAAGCCCUAGUCCCCUGCCCCCUUCACAGUGGCCUGCCAAGUUAGCACCCAACAAGCCCCCUACCCAAACAUUGACUCAGAUCCUAAUCUGGCCCGAGAUUGACUGGCAACUCUCUGAGCCGGACCUUCCUAUUUCUGACAGAUGUAAAUCCCAUCUCCAAACUAUUAGAAAUGCUCAAUUGACCAUUAAAUGGCUCUGAGACAACUGCUGUUCCACUCAGCAUUUCCCAGCAACCUCCAACCUUUAAGUUGACAGAGCUGGAAAUCUGAUACCUCAUAUACUUCACACUUUAAGAACCAAUUGACACCCACAAUUACUUCGACAACACUUCUUCACAGCCUGUUUUCUGUAAAGAUGGCUUAUUCCAUUCCCCCAGUUUCUCCAUCUGUUCUGAUUCUAUAACCUAGAUUCUAACACCUCUAUUUUCCUCUUUCUUCAACUGAAGAUACCACAUCACCUUGAUUAACAGGACUCUCAAACUCAUUUGUUCCAUUUCACCUAUUUCUGUUCUCACACUUUCAGCCUCUGUCUGAGACCCAUGAUAGUGUUCCCCUUGAUCCAAUCUUCUACACCAUCAACUUUUAUAUUAAUGGCCAUUUCAUCCACAUCCAGUAUGAUGCCUCCACAAAACACAUCUUUCCCUUCCCUCCACUUUCAGCAUCCUGAUAGAGCUGUGACCUUUGUGAUACACUAACUCACUGCUCAAUCGCCUUUCCACACUCCCUCUCCUUCGCUGGGCACCUUUCCAAUGUAAUGCACAGGAAAUGGAACACCUGCUCUUUCUUGCAUCCUCUCUCCAAAUCGUUCAAAGACACAAAUGCUCCUUCCAGGUGAAGCAGUGAUUUACACAUGCUUUUGUUUUUCCAGCUAAGUAUAUGGUAUUCUCUGAUCUCAAUGAAGUUUCCUCGACAUUAGGGAAACAAAUGCCCACUGGGUAGCCAUUUAGUUUUUUUGUUCAGCCCAUACCUAUUACCCUGAGCUCUAUUAGCCUAUCAUUUCAAUUCUCCUACUCUGACCUUUCUGUCCUCGAUCUGCUCAAAUUUGGCUCAACACUAGCUUAAUGAACAUCAUCUCAUCGUUCACCUGGGCUCUUGACUAAUUUUAGGACUCAAAGAAUUUGGCAAUUUUAUAUCAUAACCUCUGUACCAUUUUAUUUCCUUUUUCCAUUUUUGAUCAUUUUUCCUCUUUCAUUUUUUUUUCCUUUUUUGCCACUUUUCAACAUCUUGUCAUUUACACCUUCUCAAGAUGCAAUUUUUGUUCCUGUAUGUCUCCCAUUGCCACUCACUUUGGUUUGUACAUGAACCCUUUUAAUCUCUUCACCCUGUCACAGCCAUUUCCCUUAUGGUCUUUUUCUCACCAUCUCCCAUUCUACUUGCUGAUUAACCUGCGUAAUUUCUGAUGUUUUCAUUUCCAAUGAAAAAGAAGUUUCGAUCCGAAACAUUAACUCUUCCCUUUUCUUGGAUGCUACCAGAUGCUAUUGCGUAUUUUCAGCAACUUUCUGUUUCGAUUUCAACAUCUUGUGCUGUUUUGUAGAAAUGCUGAUCUGGGUGUUACAUAAGUUGUCAGUCAUCAGUGGGUUGAUAAGUUUGAUGUGUUCAUGUCACAGCUUGCAAGAUCAAUGCCAGAUCAUGAAUCGUUGAGAUAGGGAACAAUCCUGUGAUGUGUUAACAUAGGGUACAUUGAAAUGAUAGCAUUGACUGGUAAAUUCAGGGCAGCAUGGAGACAUAGGAUGGUAAGAUAUGGUUUGAGGCCUUGUGAUUGCUGACUUGACAAAUACCUGAUUAUAACAGUGAUAUUACAGUGAAGUAAUGCAUGCUUCUCAGUUCCCUACAAUGAAAAAGAGAAAAUCUAAGGAAGGAUGAUCCAAUGACUUGCACAGACAUCACAGUUGGAGUUGGUGAAAAUGGCUGUUUGUUGGGACCACACAAAAGGCAGGGGAAGGACAUAUAAUUAGUUCAAGUUUAAACAAAACACAAAAUAAAAACACAAAAUGGUUCCAGGACUCAUUCUUUUGAGGUCAUUCUUCAGUCCGCCCUGCAACAUCCAAACCAUCCUACCAGAGGAGAAAGUGGGCCCACACACAAUUGGAAAUGAAUCAGAACAACAGUUACAGACUGAUGGACACAGCAGGUGGCACUGCACAUAACUGCAGGCAUGCUCCAUUCUCACAGGAGAAAGCAAACUGUUUCUAUAGAAACCAAUAACCCUCCCAAUGUGAACGAACCCAGACCAAAAUUAUUUUUUUUUUUGGUUGCAACAUUGCAACAUGCAGCUCACAACCAAAUUAGAAGUCUGCAAUGUGAAAUUGAUUCAUUAAGUACAUUCUAUUUACAUUGGCUGUUAUGAUUAAUCCAUCAUGGAUACACCCUUCUCCCAAAAUCAUUGUGAAUUGGAUUUAACAAAUCUUUAGGAACUUUAUUGAAAACAUCAUGUUAAAAUCAGAAAUGUUUAUUUUUAAUUCUUUGUUUUUGGGAUAUGAGUGGCACUGGUAAAUUGGUAUUAACUGCCCAACCAUUGGUGUCCUUGACAAAAGAAGAAUGAGCCAUAUAGAAUUAGAGUGAAUAUACCAGGCAAGUGGAGGAAGCAGAUCUGCUUUCCUCAGAUACUGCAGUCAACUACUUGGGUUUUUUUCAGCGAACGGAAAGAUGGCCCCAAAAAAAUCAAGAAAUCAAUAGCACAGCUAAAUUUAAGUGGCUGUGUGAGUGAGCUUGUGUAAAGAGAGAGUGGCACCUUUUUACAUAAAUAUCAUAGACUGUCUUAAUUAGUUUUGCACUGUUGUAUUCAAGCUGCCUGAUUUGAUUUCUCAAGCUCACAUCACUAAUGACACCGCUGUUGAAAUCAGUGACGGGCUCAGUGAGAACAAGUGAGCUGGGUGGAGAUACGAUUUCAAUGUAAUGAAGGUCUUCUCUCUACAAAUGAAGUUUCAAGGUUAUAUUAUGAGAUUCACAAAAUGUAAAGUUUUAUAAUUAGUAGAGGAUUAUAUUUAAGCUGCUAUGAUCAAGGAGCUGAUGAUUAUAUUGUUGAAAUGGGAUCAGGUGUAGAAAGAGAAAUAGUAUUUUUCUGGCAUGUGCUCUUACUUUAUUUGGGGUUUGAUAUUUUCAGUAAGAUCUGUAAAGGAGAUUUUAUUAAAAGCUUGUUAUAUAAGGCACUGGAUAUUUUAUUAGGUUUUUUUUAAAGAAUUCAUGGAUUCUGCACUGUUGCUGAAGUUUCCAAAGCCAAUUUUGCUCAAGAUGUUAUGUGCUGAGAAAGGAUCAUACUACUUGUGUUCCCUUGACAGAUGCUGUCAGGCCUGCUGAGUGUCUCCAGAACAUUCUGUUAUUGUUUUGAAUUUUAAACAUCUUUAAUAUUUUAUUAUUCAUUUACUGUAUGGUAUAUAUUGUCUUAUUUAGAUUUCAUUGUCAUCCAUGCAAGGCCUAUAAAACUCUGGUGUUUGUUGCAAGUACUGAAUAUAACAUGAAUUUAUCCAACUUUUCAUUAAAAACUGACAAGUAAAAUGAAACUAGUAAUUUAUUUUGUAAAUCUCACAUAUGUAUUCACCAUUGAUAUCAAUGAUGAAACCACUGUUCUCCUGCUUUGAGUCUCUCAAUCACAGCUGAGGACUUUAUCCUUCUUGCACAGAAUAUAUGAAUGCUGAAUUCCUCAUUCAACACUCAUUCUAAUCACUUAGAAAAAAUAGGAUUGCAACUUCUCCCACUCGCUUGAACCAUAAAUUAGCCACUUCCUCAUGGUAAACUCUAAAUUGUACAGUUAAAUUUGAAUCAAACAGUAUCUCAUCUUUCAGGCACUACAAAAAUCCAUGUUGUUUCCCAGUUUAUAGCAACUUGCUUAGACUGGCUCAAAGUACCAUUUGAUAGGAGCCUUAUUCUGACUCCUAAACGCUGCAUGGUUAAAUACUUCAGAACACAUUGACUGAGACCAGACCUUAAAACAGUUCCCUCUCAAUGGGGAGUAAUACUAUAUAUGUACAAAAUGUAAGAAAUAUCUAGUUAUAACAUACUCAGAGGUAGGGAGUAUUGCCAAUGCUGAAGUCAGAGAUAACACUGUGUGGAGCUGGAGGAGCACAAUAGGCCAGGCAGCAUCAGAGGAGCAGGAAAGUUGACAUUUUGGGUCAGGACUCUUCUUCAGAAAAUCACAGCUGCCUAGCCUGCUGUGUUCCCCAGCUCUACCCUGUGUUAUCUCUGGUAAUAAUGUGUUGGCUUAAGCAAAAUUAUUCAUCGUACAUCUCUCAAUUUCUAUUUAAAUGCGAAAUGAUGGAUGGAAAACAACUUUUAAACAACUUGUUUUUUGAAAUGGGAUGCUGAAAGUUUGAUUAAAGUUGAAAAAUUGCUCAUUGUCAUAAAAUAAUUCCACUGCUAUUUUAAUGUCCAUGAUCAGUUUAAUAUUUUAGACCCUUACAGUUUUCAAGGCUACCAUUAAAGCAAUCCUUGUAACUUUGUGCAGACUUUUAUUAGAAUUUUAUGUCAUUUUUAUCAGCAAUAGGCCAUUAACAGAUGUUGGGUUCAGGCUUGUAUUGAUGCUGCUAUUAUUCAGGAAUUAUAGGGACUAUUUGCCUCAACAGAUGCUUGUAUUUGACAAACUUUCAUUGGAAUAAUAUUGAACAUUGCAAAGACAUCAAUUUGCUACCAUUUGGAAACAUUGCCCCCAAUUCAGAAUAUAUCACUUUCAUAAAAUGUUAAUGUGGUGAAAGUGGGCAUGCUAUCUUCUGCCUUCUCUGUUUUUUGAACAGAAAGGUUAUCAAAUACUUUUUAAAAGACCAUUUAAAUUCACAAUCAUGCAGCUGUUGAAGAUGCAGUGUUUGAGCACAUGUUGUAGCCUUUGAGUCUUUGUGGAGGGGGCGUUGUUUCCAAAUUGAUUAAAACAAUCUCUGUGGUGUCUAGCUGUCGAGGUCAGUUUGGUUCAGUUGGUAGCACAGUUGUCUCUAAGCAAGAAUGUCGUGGGUUCAAACCCUACUGCAGGGCCUGAGUAGAUAUCUUGGCUGAUAAUUUCAUGCAGUGCUAGAGGAAUGUUUCUUAGUAAGGAAGGUGUUUCCUGGAUGAAGCAUGAGAGUUGGCUUUCCUGGGUUGACAGCUGUAUCCAGUUAUUCCUUGAGUACAUCAAAAUGUCAAAGUCAAGUUGAUUCCUUAAAGUGAUGCGCUUUUUCAAAAGCUGAGUUUUUCCAUAUUUGUGGCAUUGAUCCUGUCAUCUAGUUGCAAGAUCAGCAAAGUUUGCUACAUUAAAUUAAGGAUCAAACUGCUAACUCAAAACCAAUAGGCGUUUAUAUCAGCCAACAUUACCCUUUAACCAUAACAAGCAUUUAGUCAUUCAUUUCAUUUGCUGUUUGUGUGACCUUCUGUGUGCUCUUGUUCCGAGACAACAGUAAUGAGUCCAUUUACCGGAUGUGAAGCACUUUCGGGCUUGAUGAGCAGCUGUUCAAAUGCUGGUCAUUUCUUUAGUUCUGUUAAAUUUAUCUUUCACUCCAGAGCUAAUCUGAAAGGAUCUAAAAGAAAUAAAGAGCACAGGCCCAAUUCCAGUUCGGGAAUGCAACGUGUUGAUGUGAAUUGUGAUUAGUUGCUUUCUCUGGACUUGUGUACAGUUUAGAACUAAUCUCAAACUAUUUAGUAUCAUCUCCUCACACUUCUGAUUUCUAUAUUUAUCUCGAUAUUCUCUUAUAAAGAUGGCAAUAUCUUGUGUAAAUUGUAAAAGUCAUGCAAUAAAUAUUUAUUCAAAAGUAUAUUUAGAAUAUUGUAGAAUGAAUGUGACCUAAUGCACUGUGAAUGCCACUUGAUGUGAGUUCCUGUGUAUAAUCUGAGAUUAUAUUAUAUACAAAAUGUAAUUAUUUGAAUGUAUUAACUUGCUAUGACUGAUGGGUAUAACAGAAUGGAAACAUUCUGUUGUGUACAGAGCAACCUACAAAAAAAAUCCUUUAUCAAGCAAAUGCAUAUUGAUUUAUGAAUCCUUAAAUAAUAUUUGACAUGUAAUGGAGGGCGCAUCUUUAAAUAAAGUUUAUUAAUACA
Messenger RNA from Stegostoma tigrinum, 14762 nucleotides. RefSeq names its product sodium/potassium/calcium exchanger 4-like. NCBI's taxonomy places the organism in Eukaryota, Metazoa, Chordata, Chondrichthyes, Orectolobiformes, Stegostomatidae. Gene Ontology annotation, molecular function: calcium channel activity; calcium, potassium:sodium antiporter activity. The transcript is spliced from 16 exons. Gene Ontology annotation, biological process: calcium ion transmembrane transport; intracellular calcium ion homeostasis. Gene Ontology annotation, cellular component: membrane. Bases 100 to 1782 code for a protein of 560 amino acids. The record is from RefSeq and is a predicted model, not a curated record.